Peromyscus eremicus (cactus mouse) is the source of this 4107-nucleotide messenger RNA. RefSeq names its product ATPase phospholipid transporting 8B3 (gene Atp8b3). The record is from RefSeq and is a predicted model, not a curated record. Gene Ontology annotation, cellular component: plasma membrane. The transcript is spliced from 28 exons. Gene Ontology annotation, molecular function: ATP binding; ATP hydrolysis activity; magnesium ion binding. NCBI's taxonomy places the organism in Eukaryota, Metazoa, Chordata, Mammalia, Rodentia, Cricetidae. Gene Ontology annotation, biological process: Golgi organization; phospholipid translocation.
AUGGCCCCGCCCACAACACCGGACCCUUACCCCCGGGCCACCCAGCUAAGUCCCCCCCUUCUCCAGUUCCACAACAUCGGCGGCCCUGGACGCCGCAGGCGGCCCGCCCUAGGCAGCCCGGCCCCACCAAGCCCGGCCCUCUCAGCGUUCACCUGGGAGGUGAGGGCCAACAACCGCGCCUACCACAAGCAGUUCAGGACGAAGGGCUUCCUGUGCUGGAGACAGAAGAAGUACAAGAGCAACGCCAUCCACACAGCCAAGUACAACGUCUUCUCCUUUCUGCCUCUGAACCUGUUUGAGCAGUUCCACCGGACGUCCAAUCUGUACUUCCUUAUCAUCAUCAUCCUGCAGAGCAUCCCUGAGAUCUCCACGCUGCCCUGGUUCACGCUCUUCGCACCCCUCCUCUGCCUCCUUGUGAUCCGAGCCACCCGCGACCUGGUGGAUGAUAUUGGUCGACACAGGAGCGAUAAGAUUGUCAACAACAGGCCCUGCCAGAUCCUGAGAGGGAAGAGUUUCCUGUGGAAGAAAUGGAAGAAUCUGUGUGUGGGGGAUGUGGUGUGUCUCAGCAAGGACAGCAUCGUCCCGGCUGACUUGCUCCUGCUGGCCAGCACAGAGCCCAGUAGCCUAUGUUACGUGGAAACUGCAGACAUUGAUGGAGAGACCAACUUGAAGUUCAGACAGGCUCUGACGGUCACGCACCAUGAGCUGACGAGCCCGAAGAAGAUGGCUUCCUUCCAGGGUACGGUGACGUGUGAGGGGCCUAACAGCCGGAUGCAUGAUUUUGUGGGGAGCCUGGAGUGGAACAGCAGGAAGUACCCACUGGACAUCGGGAACCUCCUCCUGCGUGGCUGCAAGAUCCGCAACACAGACACCUGCUACGGCCUGGUCAUCUACGCUGGUUUAGAUACAAAGAUCAUGAAGAACUGUGGAAAGAUUCAUCUGAAGAGGACCAAGCUGGAUCUGCUGAUGAACAAGCUGGUGGUCCUGAUCUCUGUGUCCCUGGUGAUCGGCUCCCUGCUGCUAGCACUGGGCUUCACCUUCACGGUGAAAGAAUUCAAAGGCAAACACUACUAUGUGUCGGCGCUGCACCAGCGCAUGGAGGCCAUGGAGAUUUUCUUCAUUUUCUGGGGCUUCCUCAUCCUGCUCAGCGUCAUGGUGCCCAUGGCCAUGUUCAUCAUUGCCGAGUUCAUCUACCUGGGGAACAGCUUCUUCAUCAACUGGGACCUCAACAUGUACUAUGAGCCCCUGGAUAUGCCGGCCAAGGCCCGCAGCACCAGCCUCAACGACCAGCUGGGUCAGGUGCAGUACAUCUUCUCAGACAAGACCGGGACGCUGACCCAGAACAUCAUGACCUUCAAGAAGUGCUGUAUCAACGGCCAAGUCUACGAUUCGGAUGAUGAGCAUGGUACUCUCCGAAAGCGGAACCCCUAUGCCUGGAACCUGUUCGCUGACGGCAAACUCCAGUUCUACAAUAAGGAGCUGGAGUCCCUGGUGCGAGGCCAGCAGGACAGGGCGGUGCAGGAGUUCUGGCGCCUGCUGGCCAUCUGCCACACCGUGAUGGUCCAGGAGAAGGACAAUCAGCUGCUGUAUCAGGCGGCUUCCCCUGAUGAAGAAGCACUGGUUACCGCUGCCAGGAACUUUGGAUACGUGUUUUUGUCUCGGACCCAGGACACCAUCACCCUGGUGGAGCUGGGGGAGGAACGGGUCUACCAGGUUCUGGCCAUGAUGGAUUUCAACAGCGUUCGAAAACGGAUGUCAGUGCUGGUCCGAAACCCAGAGGGUUCCAUCUGCCUCUACACCAAGGGUGCAGACACAGUCAUCUUGGAGCGUCUUCACAAGAAGGGUGUCAUGGAGGCCACCACAGAGGAAGUCUUGGCUGCCUUCGCAGAGCAGACCCUGCGCACCCUGUGCCUGGCAUACAAGGAGGUGGCGGAGGAUGCCUAUAAACAGUGGGAACCUGAGCACCAGGAGGCCGCCCUCAUGCUGCAGAACCGUGCGCAGGCCCUGCACCAGGUGUACAACAAGAUGGAACAGAACCUCCAGCUGCUGGGAGCCACAGCCAUUGAAGACAAGCUGCAGGACGGCGUGCCUGAGACCAUCAACUGCCUCAAGAAGGGGAACAUUAAAAUGUGGGUGCUGACCGGGGACAAGCCAGAGACUGCGGUGAACAUCGGCUUCGCGUGCAAGCUGCUGUCCGAGAACAUGAUCAUUAUGGAAGAUAAGGACAUCAAGCAUUUACUGGACAACUAUUGGAACGAAAGCGAACAGCACAGGUCGUUCAAGAUGAUGACCCAGCACAACAUGGCCUUGAUCAUCAAUGGGGAGUUCCUGGAUCAGUUGCUCCUGUCCUUGCGCAAGGAGCCCCGAGCUCUGGUCCAGAAUGCGGUGGUGGAUGAGGUCGACCAGGAGCCGGUGAUGUCUAGGAUGGACUUUCUCCAGGCGCGGAGGAUCUCCCAGAUGUUUCGAAACUUUGGGUCCUCCCUGGCACCAUCCCCGUCAGUCACCUCCAAGACUGGCGAGAGCCUCGAAGAGCGGCGGGAGAGGGCCUUUGUAGACCUGGCCUCCAAAUGCCAGGCUGUCAUCUGCUGCAGGGUGACACCCAAGCAGAAGGCCCUGGUGGUGGCGUUGGUAAAGAAAUACCAGCAGGUGGUGACGCUGGCCAUCGGAGAUGGAGCCAACGAUGUGAACAUGAUCAAGACUGCAGACAUCGGCGUGGGCCUCGCGGGUCAGGAGGGCAUGCAGGCCGUUCAGAACAGCGACUACGUGCUGGCCCAGUUCUGCUACCUGCAGCGGCUGCUCCUUGUGCAUGGACGCUGGUCCUACAUGCGCGUCUGCAAGUUCCUGCGUUACUUUUUCUACAAGACGGUGGCCAGCAUGAUGGCCCAGAUUUGGUUCUCCUUGUUCAACGGCUUCACCGCACAGCCCCUGUAUGAAGGCUGGUUCCUGGCUCUCUUUAACCUGAUGUACUCCACGCUCCCAGUCCUGUACAUCGGUCUGUUUGAGCAGGACAUGACUGCCGAGAAGAGCCUAAAGAUGCCCAAGUUGUAUGUGGCUGGCCAGAAAGAUGAGCUGUUCAACUACAGCAUCUUCCUGCAAGCCAUUGUCCACGGUGCCCUCACAUCUGUCAUCAACUUCUUCGUACCGGUGCUGGUCAGCCAUGACAUCUCCAAGUCCGGCAGUUCCAGUGACUACCAGUCCUUUGGGGUACUGGUGGCAAUAUCUGGGCUGCUUUCUAUCACCAUGGAGGUUAUUCUUGUCAUUAAGUACUGGACACUCCUGUGUGUGGGCAGCAUCGUGCUCAGCCUCGGCUCCUACGUCCUCAUGACAAGCCUCACCCAGGGCCUGUGGUUGUACAAGAUUUCGCCAAAGACCUUCCCGUUUCUGUUCGCUGACUACAAUGUGCUCAGCCAGCCUGCCAACCUGCUGGUGAUCAUGCUCAACGUGACCCUGAAUACGCUACCAGUCCUGGCCUUUCGCGUGAUCCGCAAAACUGUUUUGAAACUGCGGCUUAAGGAGGAGGAGGAAGAGGAGGAGGAGAUCCCGAGUGAGGAAGUGGCCGUGGAGCCGGCCGUGAGGCACCUUCGCCGGGGCACUGCCGCCCGCAGAUCCAGCUACGCCUUCUCCCACCGUGAGGGCUACGCAGACCUGAUCACCCAGGGCACCAUCCUGCGCAGGCCCACGGCAGAAUGUGGCGGGGACACGGUCUGGGAGUCUCCAAACCCAUCUGAAGAGAACCUACCCUUCAACCACAGAGAAUCAAUAUUUAAUCCACGGAAGAUCUCCAUCCUGGCUAAGAAGAAACUCCACCACUAUGGAAAGAGGUCCCAGACGGAGGAGACCAUAGCGAGCUCCCAGAUGGAGAAGCAGGACCUUGUGAACCUGGACACCCGGCCCAUUGACGCUGAGAAGCCGCCCACCGCCACAAGUGCCACGUCGGGGUCACUCCAGGUGUCUUCGUCCGAUGACCAGGCCUUCCACAGUGUGCCUUCAGAGUACACCCUGGCCAGCCGGCCGGAGCGCUUGGAUGUCAGGACCUCUUCUUGGAGGAGGCCUCCGUGGAAGGGCUCAGCCUCUUCGAAGAGCCAGCUCUAAGUCCCCACGAAGUAA